AUGCUAAAUUUCCAUUUCUGCACAAGACGAUUUGGCAUAAGCUCUUUAAUGUAUUUAUUUGAAGAGUCUAUAAUCGAAAGGUACCAAAGACUGCAACAGAAACCUGAAGACACUUUUGGCUUGCCAUGGACUUUUAAAGGAGAAAGCGAGAAACCAGCAAAUUUUAGAUAUGCAUGUGACCAGAUGAUAAUAAGAAAUGAAAUAUCGGUGCCUAAACUAGUUACUGGGUUUUAUCAUGACUUUGAAAAAGUGUUAAAAGCAAUUGGCAAUAAUGCUCUAAACGAAGUUGAAGACCUCUUGAAUCCAAGUCUAUACAAGCAUCUCGAAAGGACAUUAGGAACUCUAAAGCAAAGUGGCAAAAGAGUUGAGCUGCACAAGACAAAGGACUUCCCUGAUGAAUCCGGAAGGCCAACCGUUAAUGUUAUUGAUGCUGUACUAUACAGAGGCCUUUCAGUCAACCGAGCUGAAAACCCUCCAUUAGAAUCUUUCCACGUUGCUAGCGACGUAGAUCUAGGAAUUUUUUGCUAUACUCAUAAAGAUUUAAGUGAUAGAUUUGCCUAUGUAAAUCAAGCUAGGAUGGAAGAGCUCCACGCCAAGAAUAGAAUGACUAUCAUACAGUGCUUAGCAUGGAUAAAAUCCCCUUGGAUGCUCAAAGUAUUUGAUGAUAAAGGAGAGGUCAGCCAAUACCCGUCAGACUAUUCAUAUGUGCAGCAGUGGAUUUUUGAAUCACAAUGUGUGCAGCCACCUUGGAUGAAAAGAGAGGAUAAGCUAGAAAGCUAUAGAAGUUUCCUAUGUUUGGCGCUGUAAGGCCGAUAAAUUCUGAUCGGAAUUUAUCGGUAGGUUGCACCAAAUCAAUGCCUUGGUCGGGACCAAAAAGCGAUUUGGUCCGACGAACUUGGAAAGCUCCUGGGAAAAUGUCUGCGCUUUUAGCGCUAUAUAGAGGAAACCUCUAUAUUUAGAGUGAAUGACGAAAUUUAAGCCUGACAAAUGGGCCAUUUCAGGCAUGAAUGACUAUUUUGAUCCUUUGACGAAAUACUCUGAAGAUUUCACAAAAAGUAGUAGUAAUCCUAAUUAUCAGGAGUAA
Blepharisma stoltei is the source of this 1084-nucleotide messenger RNA. The record is from the annotation of a GenBank genome assembly. NCBI's taxonomy places the organism in Eukaryota, Ciliophora, Heterotrichea, Heterotrichida, Blepharismidae.